Messenger RNA from Trichophyton rubrum CBS 118892, 255 nucleotides. RefSeq lists its product as uncharacterized. Gene Ontology annotation, cellular component: mitochondrion. The record is from RefSeq and is a predicted model, not a curated record. Bases 1 to 255 code for a protein of 84 amino acids. Gene Ontology annotation, biological process: respiratory electron transport chain. The transcript is spliced from 4 exons. Lineage: Eukaryota; Fungi; Ascomycota; Eurotiomycetes; Onygenales; Arthrodermataceae.
AUGAGCUCGUUAAGACACCAGGUGGUGAAGGUCUAUAAAGAACUCCUCUUCCUGGGUCGAGAUUAUCCCCUUGGAUACGCAUAUUUCCGAGGCCGGCUGCACCGGGCAUUUGCCAGCCAGGCGCACAUCACAGACGAAGCCGAGAUUAAAAAGGGCAUAGAGAGGGCCGAGUUCGUGAAGAAAGAAGUCGAAGCAUUAUAUUACCUGAAACGGUACCGGACGCUGAAGAAGCGUUACCAGACACCAAGCAACUGA